This is a messenger RNA of Brachypodium distachyon (stiff brome), 1731 nucleotides long. RefSeq names its product RING-H2 finger protein ATL13. The transcript has a single exon. The record is from RefSeq and is a predicted model, not a curated record. Lineage: Eukaryota; Viridiplantae; Streptophyta; Magnoliopsida; Poales; Poaceae. Bases 204 to 1526 code for a protein of 440 amino acids.
UCGUCUCUUUUGAUUUUCCUGACACUCUUUGCAGUGCCUUCACCGCACACCAUCCCUCCCCUGGGCCGGAUCUCCUCCCUCCAAAUACCUUAACCAUCAGUCCAUCACUACACCAAAGUCCAAACCAUGGCUUCGCCUGCGCCUCCCAAUACACACAUCACGGCAUAGGCGCGGCUACGGGCUACCCCUAUACCUUAAUUACCAUGGACGCAUCCGCGUCUUCUUCCUCAGCGGCGGCGCCGCCAGCGCACCCGUCCGUGCUGGACACGAUCCAGACGAAGCUAAGCCCGGGCGUGCUCCUGGUGGUGGCCAUCCUGGCCAUGGUGUUCUUCAUCUUCGGCCUGCUCAACCUCCUCGUGCAGAACAUCCUCCGCCUCCGCCGCGCGCGCCGGCGCCGCCUGCGCGUGGGCGACGCCGACGGCAGCCCGACGGCGCUGCAGGGCCAGCUGCAGCAGCUGUUCCACCUCCACGACGCCGGCGUCGACCAGGCCUUCAUCGACGCGCUCCCCGUCUUCCUCUACCGCGACAUCGUCAAGGGCGCCGGCAAGGAGGAAGACGGCGGGGGCGCGUUCGACUGCGCUGUGUGCCUGUGCGAGUUCGCCAUGGACGACGGGCUCCGGCUGCUCCCGACCUGCGGCCACGCGUUCCACGUGCCCUGCAUCGACGCCUGGCUUCUGUCCCACUCCACCUGCCCGCUCUGCCGCCGCAGCGUCCUCGCCGAUCUCGACCUCGCGCCGGAGCCCUCCAGCCCGGCGCUGCUCGUCCUCGAGUCCGAAGUCACGGCCAUGGAGGCAUUGGGGGUUGACAACGAGGGGGCCCCGAAGGCAGAGGAGGACGAGGAGGUCGUCGAGGUGAAGCUUGGCAAGCUCAGGUGCGUGGACGGCAUCGGCAAUGGCGUCGCCGUGGAAACCACUGGCAGAAGCAGCGACGACAACGGCAACAACGGCAGGAGAAGCCUGGGGCAGAGGCGGUGCCUGUCCAUGGGAUCCUACGAGUACGUCAUGGACGGCCGCGCCGCGCUGCGCGUCGCCAUCAAGACGCCAAACAAGAAGCUGCAGAGCGCGAGCAGAUCGCGGCGCCGGCGGCACGCGCUGUCGGACUUCGACUUCGGGUUCGGGAACGCCAAGAAAUUAGGCGCGCCGGCGUGGGAAGCGGCCGUGAGAGACCAGGCGGCCGAUGCUGUUGCUGCUGGAUCAAUGCGUUGCGGGGGCGAAGGUGCCGCGGCGGCAGGAAGCAGGCUGAAGAAGGACAGCUUCUCCGUGUCCAAGAUCUGGAUGGUGCCGGCGGCGGCGGCUGCAAGGAAGGAAGAGGGGCGGGCGUUGGUGGGCGGCGGGAGCAGGCGCUCGGUGUCGUUCCGGUGGCCGGCGAUGGCGGCGGCCGAGGCGAGCAGGAGCAAUGAAGGCGGGGACGUGGAGGCGCAGCCUGGGGGUGGAAGCUCCGGCAACAUUGCCGGGGAGAGGACGGCGCCGUUGUGGGCCGCCGGCGGGUGGCAGACCAGCAGCAGCAGCGCCGGUAGCCAUCCUUGACUUGCAUUUGAUCGGUCGCAUUUCUUCUUCUCGAAAUUCAGUUUUUCUUUUUAGUUACUCGGAACAUGGAAGAUUGAUUGAUUUUUCAUAUUUUUCUUAUGCCUGUGAUGAUCCAUUAUUAGCAAAUAGGAACAUAUCAUUGAUCGUACCUUGUGAGAUUAUCAAAAAGUUUUUGUGAAGCAUUCGAACUAAGCUAUUUUGGCUA